This is a messenger RNA of Sphaeroforma arctica JP610, 937 nucleotides long. RefSeq lists its product as hypothetical. The record is from RefSeq and is a predicted model, not a curated record. Lineage: Eukaryota; Ichthyosporea; Ichthyophonida. The transcript has a single exon. Bases 493 to 873 code for a protein of 126 amino acids.
UAUAUAUAUUUAAAUACAUACAUAUUUGUUUAGAUAUAUAAUAUAUUUAUAUAUAGAUAUGUAUAUUGUAAUGUGUGUGUGGUCCACGUAUAGUACUGAUUCAUGCAGGAUGACUCAAAUUAAGGGUGGAAUACCAGUGCUGUGCGUCUAGAGAUGUUGGUUUUACAGAUCCUAUGAGGCUGUAAAAUGGAUACCAAUAGAACAAGAGCAUAGGAAGUAGUGGAAGAUAUAUAGAUAACGAGUGGUGGACUCGAGAGGAGGCCGGGCACUCGAAGGAAUAUUGUGUCAGUAACCAGAGGGGACUGGCUAUAGGCAAUAUUUGUUGCGACUAUUUAAGACAAGGUUGUGGGAUGAUUAGUCUUCAUAAGCUUGUAAGUUAUUACACUACUUUGAUGAUAUGAACUAUAACGCUAUUUCACUCUAAAACCGUUCGUGAAGUCAACAAGUUACUCACAAUCAAAGUUAUUAGAUAGUUGAAUUAAACUAGUAGACAUGUCAGCAGCUAUGAAGUUUAAGUCCUUCAAUGGGGGCAUCGAUGGCAGAGCUUCACCGUAUGGAGACGGUGGUGAAGGUGAAAGAGUUGAGAACCGGUUGGAGGUUAAUCAAGAUGCACCAUUUAGAGUGAUCAGGGAGUUUGGAGAGAAUUCCUUCUCCAAACUCCCUGAUGUGAGCUUGGUCGGAUGGCACCUGUUGUUAAUUGGCAACCGUGCUCUGGAAAGAACUGCGGCGACAGCUUUGGACCCGUUUAAUUUGGGCAAUUAUAACACCGGCCGGACAACAAGAGCAGCGGCAGUUGAAGAAGUGACUACUGACCCGCGAAGACUGCUGGGUCAAAAAUUAUUUGACGCGUUGGUAGAAUAUGUGGUGGUUUAGAGGGACACUGCUCGUGGUUCACUUGACUACAAUAGAAUCAUUGGUAGUUACGAUGGUAUCUGGG